This is a messenger RNA of Podarcis muralis (Common wall lizard), 5974 nucleotides long. The record is from RefSeq and is a predicted model, not a curated record. NCBI's taxonomy places the organism in Eukaryota, Metazoa, Chordata, Lepidosauria, Squamata, Lacertidae.
GAAAGAGAAAGGAGGCUGAUCCAGGAUCUCCUCCUCCUGCUCCAGCAGCACAUGAAGUGCUGGAAAGAUCUGAGGGUGGGGGAGCUAACAUGUUUGUCUCCCAUCAGAAAGCCCUUUUGCUAAACCUGACCCAGUUUAUAUCUAGAGAGAGAGGAUGUUUUUAAAAGGAAGAGGGGGGAUAAGGAAUUUAGUUAAGCGUUCCUUGGCUCUUAGUGGCAUUCUCCCCCCCCCCCCAGUUUUUAACCACAAAUGAAAUUAGAUGCUGCUUGAUUGUAUAAUCGUCAUCAAAUUGUAGAAUUGAUAGAAGGGGCCCCAGGGUCAUCUAGCCCAACCCCCUGCCGUUCAUUAUUAUCAUGAACGAUCAUGUAAUUCAUGGCAUCAAAAGCAGGGUGGACAUACCAAGUGAAAGGAUUUAAACAUAAACAGAGGGAGAAGGAGGUCAUUAAUUGAUCCAAACCCACUUUCCACCAAUUAAUGACUACCUCUCAGUUUUCCCAUGUGUAAAAUUGGAAUGAAAUAGUGGGCAAGCUUCACCGCUUUGUGAGGGCAGAUGCAGCAAGGAUUUCGUCAGCACAUACAGCGUGGGUGUACCCCACGGUGAAAAGAAAAGAUGAAAGGAAGGAAGGAAUAUUAAGAUAUACCAGGGAUGAUGGCUAGAGCUGGCCAAGCAAGUGGCAUGUAGAGCUAAGUCAUAAGCCCACAAUUCCAGACAAGUGCACAACACACAAGACACAGAAUUUAGCAAUCUAAGAAUUAUUAGUUUUCGAGGGUUUCUUUUUUCUUAAGACUCUAGGCCCUUAAGGCUGCGAUAAUCAGUCAUAAAGAAUUUAUUCGUUUAUUUCAUUUAUUUCCCACCAUUCCCCCAAGAAGCUCAAGGCUGUGUACAUGGUUCUCCCUUUCUGAUCCCCACAACAACCUUGCGAGGUAGGCUGAGAGCCGGUGACUGGCCCGAGGUACCUCAGUGGCCUUCAUGGCCAAGUGGGCAUCUGAAUCCUGGUCUCUCCCAAGUCCGAAUUCGACACCCUAACUACUACACCACACUGACUCUCAGUGUGAAUAAUGUCUGCUGGAACCUUUUAAAUUAGAGGGGCACUCAUUACAAUUGCUAGCAAUUCAGGAAACAGAGGUCUGUUCCCUUUUCCAUGAUAAGCCAGCACUAGAUAAGAAUAUGGUGAAAAUAAAUCAGUAAAUCCGACAGAAAAGCAACACUAGAAUCCCAUUUCCCCCCUCCAAGGCACAAUUUGUCAAUUAUGAUUUAAGUGCCAAAUGUAUGCAUGCAGCAAGCUAUCACAACACUAAAAUACAUGACCAAAAAAACCAACAAACCAUACCUGGAUUUAGUCCAGAGAAUUGGCUAUCUGCUUAAGUUGGGACAAAAUGAUGACACCUGUAUGGGGAAGGUGAGCGAAGGAGCAAAAUGCCACAGUUCACCUUUCCCAAUGCCUCCCUCGCCUCUGGAAGAACGGAUCGGCGUGCUGCAGCGACCCAAAACUUUGGCCUUGCGCCUCAACCACAGCUUUGCCAACGGGGGCACCCCAGGCGGUGGCGAGAAGCAGCCCCUGGCAGCCUCCAGAGCGCCUGGCCAGGCCGCCCCGGCUCCCGCGAAGGCGCCCUGCGACGAGGCCGCACGCCGGGGGACGCCGGGCGUCCUGCAGCCCAACCACUCUCACACCAUCGACAUCAAGCUGACGGUGGGAGGAGUGCAGAGCCUGUCGCCUGAGAGGAACGUCUCCCUGCAGCUGGACCUCAAGCAGGCCGAGACUAAGCCGAAAGGCCUCACUGGGCCCCAGCUGAAGGUCUUCUUGCCCCAGGCGAAGCUCAAGAAGCGCUGCUUCAAGGAGAACUCCAAACCGGCGGUGCUGGACACAUCCACCAGCUCCUCCUGCCUCUCCAGCCCCGCCAUGCACCCCCUCAAAUGCGGUUGCCGCGGCUGCUGGCGCCUCAUGCGCUGCGAGGACGCCGGCCCCAAGGGCGGCUUGCUCUCCCUGGGCUGCUUCUCUUGCCGCUCCAGUCUGCGCUCCCUCAGCUGCUCCAGCUGCAGCCCGCCGUCCGUCAAGAAGCUGGGGUGCUUGCCCUGCGCCCCCUCCUCGGCCCUGCGCUCCCUGGCCUGCCUGGCUUGCAACCCCUCGGUCAAGUCGGGCAGCUCCUCCUGCAGCUUCUGCAGCAGCGACCCCAUCGUGGCCUACGACCCCCGGGCAGGCUCAUCCCCGGCCCCCAGCUGCGGGGAUGACGACGACUACAGCGUCCGCACCAUCUGGCCCGACGAGCUGGCCAAGAAAAUGACACGGUCCCGGGCGCAACAGCAGCAGCAGCAGCAGCAGCACGUCUCCCCGCUCAUCCUGGACUGCCGCAACCUGAUGGAAUACACCAAGAGCCAGCUCCAGGGCGCCAUGCGCUUCGGGGCAGCCGACGCAGCGGGCCGGAGGCGGCUCCAGCAGGGGAAGAUGGCCAUGCUGGAUUUCAUCUCCUCGCGGGGAGGCUGCGACACAAGGGACUCCUCGCUGCAGCGCCUCUGGGCCAAGGAGCCCAGCGGCCACGCCAGUCCGGAGCCUCUCCCCGCCAGCCCCCCCAAGCCCCGCAAAACACAGACCUCCCAGAAUCUCCACCUGGUGCUGGAUCUGCUCAACAAAGAUGGGGGGCAGGAAGGGGUCGGACGGAGAGGCAGUCUGAUUGGGCCAGAUGUUGCGGAUGGCCCAGAUGACUUGGGCCCCCCACUCACGCCUGACCUGGAGAACGCCGAGCUGAGCCCCAUUCUGCCCUUCCUGUUCCUGGGCAACGAACGAGACGCGCAGGACCUCGAACGGAUGCUGAGCCUCAACGUGGGGCACGUUCUCAAUGUCACCACCCACCUGCCCCUGUACCACGCCGACAGCGGGCGCCUGCGCUACAAGCGCCUCCCCGCCACCGACAACAACCGCCAGGACCUGCGCCAAUACUUCGAGGAAGCUUUUGAGUUCAUUGAGGAGGCACACCAGAGCGGCAAAGGAGUCCUCAUCCACUGCCAGGCCGGCGUCUCCCGCUCGGCCACCAUCGUCAUCGCCUACCUGAUGAAGCACACUCUCAUGACCAUGGGCGACGCCUACAAAUAUGUCAAAGGCCGAAGACCCAUCAUCUCGCCCAACCUCAACUUCAUGGGGCAACUGCUGGAGUUCGAAGUGGACCUCAACGCCGGCGUCACGCCCCGGAUCCUCACCCCCAAGCUGGCCGGAGUGGAGACCGAAGUGUGAACAAGAUGGGGUGCAGGAUGAGCUCCGUCAAUCUCAGGGCUGGGAAGAAGAGGAAGUGGGGGGCGGGAGUGCAAUAAGGGGACUGAUGGACGGCAUGUGAGGGCUGAAGCAGUGAGCAGGAAUUCGGGGGGGGGGGCUUCUCAACUACUUUAUUACAUCCCCCCCACUUGAGGGAACUUUGCUUGGAUUCAUUUCUUAAGUCCACCAAUCUGAAAACGCUCAGCGUACAAGACGACAGACAACGCCAAAGACUGACGGCGCUCCGUUCUGUAGGUACCGCUGCUGCUGCUGCUGCUGCCGCCAUCGGAAUUUCGGGGAACAGUUAUUUCUACAAUGACUUCUGAAAAAACUUUCUUACCUUCGUGGGGUGGGGAAUGGGUGGUGUGUGUGUUUGUUUGUGUGUGUGUGUGUGUGUGUGAUCAUGCUGAGUUUUAAUUUAUUGGGGUGGGGAGUGUGUGUGUAUAAAUUGGGGGGGGGAGUUCUCUUUGUCUUCCCCCCAGUUUUUUUGAUCCAGAUGCUGAUAUUGCCUUGCUUUCCACCACGAUGGACUAAUUUGGGGCUGGGGUAUCCUAAGCAAUUUACAUGUGUGUUUGUGUGUGUGUGCAGUAAUGGAAGAGGGGGUGUCCAUGGGGAACAUUGCGGGUGUGAAACUCCUCUCCCCCCCCCAUUUCCCACCAGAUUUUAAUGCUCAGGAUCACAGAAUCUCUUUUGGAUAAGAGUGUGGGUGGAAAGGAGGAGGGGGGGCGCGAUUCACAAUUAAUCUCCCCCCUCCCUUGCUUGGGGUGUAUGUGUGUUUGUGCGGGGGGAGGGGGGAAGAAAAGCCCUCAAUUCUGCCCUCACAUCUAGUUAUUUAUUUGAACUGUAAUUGCUGCUUAGACUCUUUUGACCACCAACCUGUUAUGUGGCUCUUAACAAGGGUUAAUACUGUGGAACUGAUGAUAUUAUGGGAUGGGGGCGGGGACUGGACCCUCCUUUUCCUCCUGCCCCUUCCCUCAAACAUAUUGUUAAGCACUUCUCCCCCCUUUCCCCUCCCCUUCUCAGGGUAAUAUGAUGUAACUGGAACUUGUCUUCCAUUAAUUAAGGGGUUCGGGGUUUUUUGACAAUGGGGAAGGGAUGCUGAAACUUGGGGGGGGGAGUCCUCCUAGGACUCUCUAGCUCCCCUAAAUAUUAUUUUAGGUUUCUAGGGGCUGGUAUGGAGUGGGUGUCGUCGUCUCCCCCCAGCUAAUUUAUCUUACGAUGCAAUAUAUACACAAAAAUUUUGGUUGUUAAUGUUAGGUGCUUUAAAGUGUCCUGCCCCCCACCUCCGGCUCCUCUUCCCGCACCGCACAAAGAGGAGACAGGGUGUGACAUGCGCCCCUUCAUGUCAGUGGUCUUUCAGGCGUUCCCAGUCUUUUCCCAAAUGGAAUUCGAACCCAUCACCAGCAAGGAGCAAGUGGGGGGGGAUAAACGUUAUGGAGGCUAUGGGCCCCAUCUCUCCACCAGUGAACUCACCAAUCAUACAAAAGCCCAACAUCCCAGUCCGUAAAGCUGUGGCACCAUAUUUGUUUGUUCGGGGAUGGGGUAAUUUCCCUUGUAAUCAUCAACAUCUCAUCAUUUCUGUAGAUGUAAAAAUACAUUGUGGGAGAUGUUGCUCUCAUCCCCAGGUUCUUGCCAAUGUAGCACUCUCUGGAAGUUGCUAGACUCCAGCUCCCAUCAUUCCUGACCAUUGGGGCUGAUGGGACUUGGAGUCCAGCAACAUCCAGAGUCUCAUCCCACCCAUCCUCAAAUACUCCCAGAACCCUAACCGGGAUGGCAUGGCACCCACUUGGAACUCGUAAUUUUCUGGGUGGCUGGAAAAACACCCAAUAGCCAAGAGGCCAGGAGAUGCAAUAAGGUGGCCUGUUCAACCCUCAGCUUUGAUGAUCAGAAAUUACUGGUUCAAGGACCUAUCACAAGACGCCAUAGAUGUGCUGCCCCCGAUUAAGCAGGGGCCACAUCUGACCAGACCAGCGCUCCAAACUGCCAUUGAAAUGUUUUUUAAAUCAAUGCCCCCGGCCCCACAAAAAAGAUGCUUUAAAAUCCUCCAGCCCCCAAAUUUCACUUCAGCUAUUGAGGUUGGGGUGUUGGUGGUGGUAGCACUUAAACAUGAAAGUGGGAUCUGUGUCAGAAUGAUUGAUGUUUGUGGCUGAGCUGCAGGCAAACCUUCGCUCUCGCCUCUUCUGGAAUGCAGAGAUGCAGAAAGGCUUCUGUCUGGCUUUGGCGGCUAAGUGAUGUUUGCCCAGCUGUGGAAGGGAGCAGUGCAGCUCAGUGGUUAGAGCCUUGCAUGCAGAAGGUCCCAGGUUCAAUCCCUGGCAUCUCUAGGCAGGACUGGGACUGUCCCUUACCUGAAACCCUGGAGGGCUGCUGCCAGCCGGUGUAGACAGUAGUGAGCUGGAUGGAGCAGUGGGUCCAGUGCAGCAUAAGGCUUGAUGUUCCUAAGGAACAGCAAAGCACCCUCUGCGAGCCCCCCCCCCGGUGCAGAUCCAGAGUGGCUGGUGAAUGCAACAGUUCCUCCCCCCUUUUUUCCAUUUAAAGAGUUUUGUAGUGAAACUAAAAUGUUCCACCCCAUCCACCCGCUGGACAGGAAGCUGAUGUGGUCAAGACUAUAAGGUUCCCCCCUUCCCUUUCCUGCUGUGUCUUUUUGGAUCUCGUCUUUGUUAUUUAUUGGGCCCAAGUGCGAGGCCCCAGCGUCAUAAUUUAUUAAACGUGGUCUUUCUCUUUUUUUGUAA